ACUGCGCUCUAAUAUCGCAGAAUGCAAGCAAUGCUCACAGGAGUUUCCCCGAGGGCAGGAGCGAUCUCUCCCGGCUUGCGUAAACAUCGAUAACCGGUCCAACUCACUGAGUGAGGUGGAGGAGAUGUACUUCAACAGGAUGGCUGAGGGCAAGGAUGACCCUUUCCUGGAUUAUGAUGACUCUGCAACAGAUGCCACCAGCAGUACAGAGGAUAUUCCCUCCUUGGGUUCAUCAGUGCAAUUAAGUUCAAUGACCCUCAGGGAUCGUAGACUUUCCCGGUGUCCAGUAACCAGUAGUUCGGAAGAUGUUACCACUGUUUCAGGUUGCCCAGGACAACUCGGCAAAGUUGGAAAAAAUAAUGUUGUCACUCAGCUUACAGACUGCUGUCCUACACAUGAAACCAUGGAAAAUAAGAAUCCUUCCCUGCUUCUGAAAGCCAGUGGGUGUGGUUUGACGGAGGGAGAUGGAGUGGAUCAGAAUAACAGUGCAUCUGAUCUUGAGAAUCUAUCAGAUGGUGAAGAUCAGGAUUCGUUACCUUUGCUAAUCAGGUCCAUGUCCUGCUCCAGGAGGCACAGCUGGGAAGGCCCCUUAUCCCCAACAGCACUUGGAGACGUGAGGAGAAGGCUCAGCCUCGAUGUGCUUGGGAUUGACAGUGAUGGAGAAGGUGAACGAGAGGAUGAAGACCAGUUGGACCAGUCGGGCUACGAAUUAACCGAACCACUCAACGCCAACCCUGUCAGCGGAGAAAGUGAUAGGCAGGCACCUCGGGGUCAGGGGCAAGCCAACUCGAGCAUGUCGGAGGAUGAAAUAACCGAGCAGGUGAAAGAGGGUACGAAGAUGCGACCACGAUUAGAGACGUAUCUGUCCAAGGGAGCUGAGGGCCGUUCUUCAGCCCAAUGCAGAGAGUCCGAACUUGAAACUUCUCUGGAGAUUCAUGAGGAGAAGGAAAAUUUGGAGCCCAACCAUUUGCUGGUUCAACAAGUCCUGCAAGAACUGAAGGCCUUUCAUGGACACUGCAACGGUUCAGCAACCAGCGCAAGAACAGGAUCAGGAUCGGGUGCACUGUCUGGUUCAAACUCCCCCCAUGAUCUGACCUGGAUGGAAUUUCUCGCAGAAAAGGAGGGUGACGGCAAAAGUGAAAGACCCGAGAAAGAAACAAAAGUGAAAAGAACGUUAAGUUCCCUGAAGAACAGAGUGACCGGCUCCUUUAAGGACAAGGCUAAGACCAAAGAGAAAGAAAAGGAGAGUCCCAAAGAAAAGAGGAAGUGUAACAAUGGCCACUGCUUAGUGCCGGGAUCCUUCUCCAGCUCCACCAGCUGUACCCUGUGCAGCAAACCACUGAGUGGUAAAACCAGUUAUCAGUGUAUGAAUUGUGCAGUGAAUGUACACAAGAAUUGUCGGAUGCUUCUAGCUGAAUGUACAACUCCUAAGAGCAAGCAAAAGGAUUCCCAGCAAAAAUAUUCUGGAAGUCCACAGAACACUGCCCAGUCUGCGCCUUUAGUGAAGGAACAACCUCGGUGCUUACUGCUGGCCACUGAUGGCACGUCUGGAGCUGUGCGGAGUAUCGGCAUGACCGUUCCACCAAGGAGACCUUCCCAACCAUCUUCAACCAGUGUUACUAGCUACACCAAUCACGGAAUAACUGCAGGGGAGAUGGAGCAGGAAGUGGAGAAUGGAAUCCCUAAAACCAAGACUUCUGCUGAGGAAGCCCAGAGUCUAAUUUCGUCAUCCAUUGAGUCACUUGUGGCAGAAGACACCAUUUAUGCCUCUCUAAAGGCAGAGUUGGAGGCAGAUGGCCAAGAUUUCGAGGCUGAAUCGUGGAGUCUUGCAGUGGAUCAGGCAUACGCAAAGAAACAGAGCAAAGAAGUCAUCAAAAGACAGGAUGUCAUUUAUGAACUAAUGCAGACAGAGAUGCACCAUCUCCGAACUCUGAAAAUCAUGCUGCACGUAUACAAUCGGGGAAUGAAGGAGGAGCUCCAGCCCAGUGACAGACACCUUGUUGGCAAAAUCUUUCCCUGUUUACACCAGCUGCUGGAAAUCCACGGAGUUUUCUUUUCCAGGCUGAAGGAGCGGCGGAAAGAUUCCUUGGAGGAAGGGAGUGACCGGAAUUACCUCAUCCAGAAAAUUGGUGAUGUUCUCUCUCAACAGUUUUCAGGCGAAUGUGGAGAGGAAAUGAAGGUGCAGUAUGGGAAUUUCUGCGGUCAGCACAACGAGGCAGUGAAUUAUUACAAAGAGAUGUACCAGCAGAACAAGAAGUUCCAAAAUCUAAUCAAGAAAUUAAGUAAUUACGCUGUGGUGAGGCGGCUUGGAGUGCAGGAGUGCAUUUUACUGGUUACCCAACGUAUAACUAAGUACCCUGUCCUGGUGGAAAGGAUUAUUCAGAAUACUGAAGUUGGUUCAGAGGAUCAUGACGAAUUGACCAAGGCCUUGCUCCUGAUAAAGGACACAAUAUCUGAUGUGGAUGAGAAGGUAAGCGUAUGUGAGAAAGCUCGGCGUCUGAAGGAGAUUGCAAAUCGAAUGGAACCCAAGUCAAUAGCCAAGCUCAAGAAUGGUGAUGCCUUCCGCAAGGUAGACAUGCUGAGAUCGAAGAGGAGACUUCUGUAUGAAGGAGUGGUCUGUUGGAAGGCUGCAUCUGGACGGCUAAAAGAUAUUCUGGCCCUCGUUUUGACAGACGUGAUUCUGUUACUUCAGGAAAAGGAUCAGAAGUACUCAUUUGCUACAGUGGACCAGAAGCCAGCUGGCAUUUCAUUGCAAAAGCUCAUCGUCAGGGAAGUAGCCAAUGAAGAAAAAGGAAUGUUCCUCAUCAGUGCUUCUGAUGAAGGUCCUGAGAUGUACGAGAUUCACACCAGCUCCAAGGAGGAGCGUAAUACUUGGAUGGCAGUUAUCAGGGAUGCGAUAAACAGAUUCCCGAUAGAGGAGGCAGCCCUGAACGAAGAUCAGCAGCAGGAUGAGAAAAAAGCAGCUCAAAUCAAAGAGCUCCAACAACGUCUGAGUGGAAAGGACGAGGAACUGAAGCGCACCCUGAGUGAGAAGCUGGAAAUUUUUGGUGAAAUAGCUGAAAUCCAUGGGUAUACGGACGCAGGAAGACCACGUCUGCUGCUUCGAGCUGAUGCCCUGGAGUCUCAGCGAGAUUCCACGCUCAAUAACGCACUGAAAGAAGUCGAAAACCUUCAGAAUUUGAUUGCUGCUCAGCCCAUCAAUGUCAGCUGGCAAUUGGAUGACAGCUUAGGCUCCUCAGCAUUGCCACGGCGAGCAGAGACUUUCGGAGGCUAUGACAGCAGUUCUGCCAAUCCCAGUAAAGAUGGUUCCAUCAAAAGAAAGUCAAAUACACUCUCUUCCAGCAACGAGUUGAAGGUGAAGGAGAAAGCUGGAUCUCGGGCAAGUUCUGAACCACAGCUGCAGGACGUGUGCAGUGACAAUGAAAGUGGACGGGCGAGUGACCUACCCAGGUGGUACACCAUUAGUACCAGCAGUUUUCUGCAAGAUGCAGAGUUUGUACAGAGUGUGCAGACGCUGACAUCACAGCUGUACAAAUUGAAGGUUCUGAUUGCCCAGUAUGACAGCUACAUCGAGACGCAGCGGUACGCAGGUGCAAGUGGAGAGCGGGAUAGGCAAUCCCGUCUUCUGGCCUCACGUGGGAGCUUACUUCUGGAGCAGGAGAAGCAGCGGAACGUUGAGAAGCAGCGUGAGGAAUGGGCCAACGUCCAGAAGCUGCAGAACCAGGUGCGGCAGGAGCAGCAGAAAUGGGAGCGCGAUCGGGAGCGCCAGAAGCGUGAGCUGGAUAUUCAGGAGGCUCAGCUCCAGGACCGUGAGAAGUCCCUGCAGCAGCUGAUGGAACGGUUAGCUCAGGAUAAGGAAGAGUUGGAACGACACCGGCAGGAAUACCAGCAGGACCUGGAACGUCUCCGAGAGUCCCAGCGGACGGUGGAAAAGGACAGGGAGCGUCUGGAGCAGCGUCAGCGGAAGCAAUUGAAGCACAACACAGUCCUGUUUCCGACAGAAGCUGGACAGACCCCAGGCUUUCCUCACAUGGAUGGUGACCGGAUGGAAGUGAACCCCAUGCUGUUAAAUGAAGGAGGAAUGGCUCAACAAAGCCUGAAGUACCAGGGCCAGCAGAGUAUGGUGGUGGAACUUGGUGAGCGGCCUGCUGACACUCAGCUCCAAAGGGAAAACAGCACUGCCUCGAUGUUAGCGCGAACUGAGAAUAGAUCUUCCCUUAUCCCAAAGACAGAGGUACCCAUCCACCUUGUGAGCGCCACCAAUCAGAUUCUGAAACACACUGGCGUGCAGCAGAAAAUUCCCACCAAACUUGCCACCUUGAAAGGGGGCAAGGAGAAGAGUGGGAAAGGAAAGGAUCGACAGUCCUCUGUUUCAGGCACGGCCUCUUUCUCAACUCCACAUGGCACAGGGUCAAACACUCCAGUGAAGUUUCUCACCAAGGAUGACGGGACACUGAGAGGCAGGCGGUCAUCGAGCCCAGUGAUACCAAGCAGCCAAAGUUUCUCCCAGCAAGAAUCCUCAGUCCCUGUGGAUAUUCAGCACGAGCCGCAGCAAGCGUUAAGCACGUCGUUGACAAGUGGAAAUCCUCAGCCCCAGAGUGCACCAGUCGUGACAGUGACUCAACAGCCAGCACCACAGAGAGUGCAGGACGAAUCUGGCACGGAGAUCAUUUUCUUCUGAAACAGACUGACGGCAGAAGAAAAUCCAGUGUAGUCAUUGGCAGACUCAGCAAGCCCAGAAAAUCCCACAGUAACAAAUGGGGAGGGAGGGAGAGGGAGCUGGUUGGCACUGGUGAUGGAAACAGGGACUGUUUGAAACAUUGCCAGUAAUCUCCCAGGCAAGCGUACUUGAACUAUGCUUGAAACUGAGGGGGCCCAGUGUCUGACCAGAAGCUGAUCAUCUGGCACAUCCUUACCAGCAACAACUUGUCUUUACCUCUGUUAUUUCUGGGAGGGAGGGUCUUUUUUUAAAGAAAACCAUCAUGCCUAUGUUGCAAAUGUCUUUUGACCCGUUAUCAGGAGAUUCGGUCUGGAGGCUAUUGCCACUCAUGUUUGAAAGUGUGCGCAGUAAUUGAAGGCGUUUUUGCCAGUGCGAAUCAUGAUUGGACACUGAGCGAGAUGUGGAGGGAGCUGUGGGUGAUGAAUAUCUGGUGUAGUAACUGUGGACUGCUCACACUUCCCUUCCCCUCCCCUCCCCUUCACCGAAAUAGCCAAUGCAAUCGAUGCAACUUUUCCAGCAGUAGGAACUGCCGAACAGAAACCCCUUUACGUGUGUCAGGAAUUGGGAACAUCUUUAGGGCAGUGAUGCUUGUUUUUAAAUAAUUCCGUGACUUUUUUUUUUAAAAAAUGUGUUUUUAAUUCAUCCAGUAGGGGAAUGUGUUACACAGCAGUGAUAUGCAGUGCAUCUUGGCUGGAAAACAGUCUCCAGACCAAACUUAUGUACUAUCUCCUGAAUUUUUGAUGGAUGAUUAAGGUGCAAAGAGGGUUGAGGCAGAAGACAGCAAGAAGUUUUGGAUUUGGACAAAAACUUAACUGGGCAUUUUGAAAUGCUCUCACAGUUCUAUUAAAAUCUCUGGUCUUUUCUGUAAUGAUACACUCGCUUUUAUUGGUUAAUGGUAUUUGUGGGGGGGGGCCGGGGAGUGCAGUUAUAUUGAGCAAUUAUUUCAUAAUCUGACCUUUGUAGCCUGAACAAAGCUAGAUGAUGAGAUUCUUCAAAUUGGCCAAGUUUUUGCCAUGGAUCAAAGACAAUAUUGUGGAGAUUUAUUUGGUGGUUUUAUUCCAGUGUAGGGAGUGGAAAGGUUGACUCUAUUCUGGAUCACAAUUCUAUAGACUGACUUAGGUGGAGUAUAUUUUAAGUUCUUAUUUCAUUAUGUUAAAGCUUUGUCAAACCACCAACAAUGUCCAAACCCCAGAAAUGAUUGAUUUUCUUUUUCUUUUAUUAUUGUUUGGAUUUCUCUCACUUCAUUUUGAGGUUGCAAUGUUGACAUGAGUCACUCAUUGGCUUUUGUGAUAGAGAUCAGAAGCUGUGACAGAAACAACAGGUCCUGUUCAGCCCUUGGGUGUGAAGGUUUUGACAUGAGAUAAUGGCGAAGUGUAUCAGCAACAGGAAAUGCUUUUGCCUUUAUUGCUGGGGUCUGAAGCCAAAAGGUUUAUGAAGCAUGGGAACAUGAGGUGGUCACCAUGGUGACUCUCCAGAUCAGGCUCUGAACAAGUCAUUAACAGUUGACUGUUUUCCACCAGGACAAUGAGAUUUGUAAAGUGAGCAGUGAUUUUGGUUUGAGUUUGCAGCUUCUCACUUGCCAAAAUUAUCCUUCCCCCAGAAGCAGGAAGUCUCUUUUUGACUGUCAUAAUGGAAAAGAAGUCAAGGGGCAAAGAAAGAAUGAUCGGAGGUAUUGCAGAAAUGAAAAGUAAGCAGCACAGAUAGUAAAAACAAUGGCUCAGGAACCCAAACCAAUUCAGUCCUCUUGUUCAGUUUUCAUGUGCAGUGUUGUUAUGUGGGAAUAGCAUAGUUAAACAUUUUUGGGUAAAGGUCAUUUAGCCCACUAAACUUUAUCUUUCAGAACUGUGCGCAUUCUGGGCUGUCUGUGUAGUUUACAGAUUCCUUUUUGUUCUGUCGCUGGUCCUUCCUGUCCUGAAUCCCUUCUCUCUUCCUGUGGUUAUGGUAUCACCAGCACCUCCAGUAAAGUAGCCAUUCUCCAUGUGAAGCCCAAAUUGAGUGUGGCAGGAGACUUGUCGUGCUAUAGAUCCUGUCUUCAGUCCUCGUACUGUCCAACAGAGGUCACUAGAGGAGGAAAACUUUCUUUAAUCCUUUUAAAAUUAAGGAACACCAAGGUAACUUUGUAAUGCCCUCUUUUCCUGACUGGCUCAGUCUCCAUACAAACCUGACAAUUACAUCUUGCUUUCGCUGAACAGUCUAGCUUACACAAUAGGACCUCUUUAGCAGAGUCUAUUCAGCAGAGGAUACAAAAGGGUUUUGUUUAAUGGUGUCAAAUGCCAAUGAAUGCAAAUUAAAGGGCACAAACCAAAUUUACUGAAGUUAACUUCUUGUUUGUACAUGUAUUUUUAAUAGAUGUACCUUGUACAAAUGUACACCUUCCUUUUAACACAAGUAGAACAGCCUGUUCACACUCACCCCAAGAUAUGGGGAGUGUAUUAGGAACAAUGCACUUUACCAGUUUAUUCCUGUGAGAUUUAAGGGACUUUUGUUGGUUGUAUUGAUAUUAACCAGUGAAGGACUAUUGAAGUCAGCAAGCCAAGGCUAUUUUAAGGUUGUUUCCUCUGUGAGAAAAUUAUGCAAAAGGAAGUACUGAGUAUUUCUCAAAUCAGUGCUGAAUUGUUGAUUAAGGUUUGCGGGUGCUUUAGAAGGAAAUAACUUCUACUUCCAUGUAUUUAAUGCAACAAACCAAACAAGCCUGCAUUGAUCCUGAAGGGUCUAGAUUGCAACAUAGUUGUUAUCAGGACAGGUUCAAACCCUUGAGCUGGAGCUUCAGAGUGGGUGAUGUAAACUACUAAAUCUACUUUAAAGUUCUUGUGCAGAAUGUAUGCUUGAGGUGUUCAUACUGACAGCAGGAAAGCACCUUCCAGCUUCUGCUAAAAGGAGCAUGAAGAUGUUGAAAUUUGCUGGCAAAGUGAGCCUGACGGAGUGACAGGAUCCAAUGGGUAUAUGUUGGAUUUAAUUUGAUGUCUCCCUCCCCGUAUCCCCACUCCUUGGUGUCUCCUCCUCUCUUACCCACCCUACCCCUUGAUCCCUCGAUCUUAAAACUCAACUCACGGUCAUAUCAAUGAGCUAAAACUUUUAAUUUGGGGAGAGUUUGAGACCACAUAACCGCUUAUUCUCAAAUUGGUUUGGGUUAUUCCUGAUCUAGUCUGAUCUCAAAGUUAUUGUAGACAGGUCAAACCACUUUUCAAGAUAUUGAGAAGAGAGUUAACCACUAUAAAUACCUUUAAACUUUUCACUUUUGAGUGGGGUCUUCCGAUUUGCACUGGAACAUAAUUUCUUUGUCCAAUUUGUUGAAAGCUGGUUAUUCUGUACGAAACAUGUAGUAGUUAACUAUUUUUAAGGUCAUGGAGCACUUUAAUGCACUCUGUCUAAAUUGUUAUAUACUUGGUGACUGAGGAUUAAGAAAUGGAAAUCAUGAAAAAGGCACCUCAAACAUUCCGCUAAUGGAUGCAGUCAUGUGACUAUCAUCCGUUCACUGGAACACCUCUGUAUUAAUGGAUCUUUGCAAUACUUAUUAUUACCUGCAAGGCUGAGGGUUCAAUCUUGUUUAGUGUUUCAUGUCUUGUCUCUAGGGAAUCGAGUCUCCAUUCUAAGACACAAAAAUUGGUGCCAAUUGAACCUUGCAAAAGAUUUAGUGACUGUGCUUCUCACUGAAAUUGAGGGAAAAGAUGCAUUAGGUGGAUUGGGAGGGACGGUGGUGGGAUGGAUAGCAUCCUGUAGCAGGAGUAUGUAGGGAAAGGGAGUGAGAUUGCAGGUUGAGUUUCAAUGAAAUUUGUCUCUGUUCUGAAAUCCUUUUGAGCACCCUUACUGCUACAUGCCAUGAGAUCUUGGAGUGAAUCACACUUAGGGUUUAACUAACAUCUAGAUGCAGUGGUUAAACUGGGAGGCUGGUUUACUCACCUGAGAAAGCACGCUAUUUCCAGUCGAUUCCCUCGAUCAGAUUGCUCUGUCAGUACCUCAUUUUCCAGGGAGAAGUUCAAGUAGGAAUGUUACACAGUCCGAAUGAAUUCGAACAUGGCUUUCCUUGUAAACGUAACAGUAUUUUUUUUCUCUUUCAAAGAAAUGUAAAUUUGUCAAAAGAUAUAUUCAUUUGUUUUUAUCCCUCUCGACUGCACAUCUUUUAAAUCAAAAUCUGCUUUUGUGGCAGAAGAUCUAAUUCUUUAGAGUUGCCAGCAUAAAAUUCAAUUGUCUCGGUCCUCAAACCAAUGAGCCCCAUAUUCCGAGCCACUCAGAUAAGAUUCUAUGUCCGUGUCUUGCCUGGUCAGCUGUGCAAUGUAUAAGUUGCUUCAGCUAUGCCGGGGGUGGGUGAUGUGGUGGGAACUAGAGUUGUCACCCCUGACCACCUGAGUGACUUCCAUUGAAAACCAGAGGCAGCUUGGGGCCUAAUGCCCAGGCAACCGUCACUCUUUAAUCUGCUCCUCAAGUAUUGUUCCAGAAUGUUAAUGGAAUCCUAUCCUCCUAGGAGCCAGGGCAGGCAGUGAGGGGAAAAACACAACCUUUCAUAUGUAAAUGGCAGAGUAGAAUCUGGGAUAUCUCUAAAAGGACCAUGCAGAAAGUAUGAGACACCUUGAUAUCCUUGCAGUGCUUCAAAUAGAGAAAUAUUUCCAGCCUUCCAACCGAACCAACCAGCAAACUGACAGUAACUGGUCAUCUGGUCAGCCCAUCUGUACUGUGCUCUGUGUUAAUGCUAAAGCUGAGGAUGGCAAAUAGUUGUGUUAUCAGAGUUGAGUCAGUGUGACUUUAAGCCCUCUGUGCUUCCUGAUCACAAUGUGCAAGACAGGGAUUUUCCUGUUGUCUCUUGGUUUCUGGGGCUAGGGGGCAUGUGGAAGAAGGGCUCCUGCUGGUAUUGACCAGAAACGCCUGUUGAAAAUGUGUGCUAUUGAACAGUGCCCUUCAGUGACUGACCAGCCUGCUGGAGCGGUCUUAUCUUGAGCUUAUGCAUGGAGAAAGCUCACUUGGGAGAGACGUGACUAGGGUCUAGCUGGGUAUCCAGCUGUGAGACCACACAUUAGCGUCUUCAAAAUGUUGAGAGAAAACUGACCGUGUGCGAGCUAUCUUUUGUAAUGUCCACAAUGUUCCUCCUCAUCCUGUGUAGCUGCCCCUACCACCACCCUUAAUACAGUUAAAGACUCAGGUCCUGGACUGCUGUUUAUAGUGUAAAAUCAUCAGAUUCUGUUUAGACUACAGCAUUUAAUGAAAAGUUUAGGGGGGAGGGGUUGGGGGGUUGAAGUAUUAUUGAUUUUGAUUAAUCAUGUUAGACUGUAUAGAUUGUACAUAGUUUCACAUCUAUCCUGUCACUGACUGCCAGUAACUGUUGACAGGACCGUGUAGUUAAUUUUGUUACAUGUUGUAAAAUUUAAAUGGGGAAAGAAAUUGUUGAUAUUCUCAGAAUUGUGCACCUCUAAUGUCUUAUAAAGAAUUGUAAACAAGAUUGUAGCAUGUCGAACAAUUUGUUUUUAUGAUGGAUUAUUAUUCUUGGCAAAAUUAAAGAGCUGCCUAGAAUGGACCUGAUAC
Hemiscyllium ocellatum (epaulette shark) is the source of this 10234-nucleotide messenger RNA. Its product is annotated as rho guanine nucleotide exchange factor 18-like. The transcript is spliced from 32 exons. Gene Ontology annotation, molecular function: guanyl-nucleotide exchange factor activity. The record is from RefSeq and is a predicted model, not a curated record. Gene Ontology annotation, biological process: small GTPase-mediated signal transduction. Lineage: Eukaryota; Metazoa; Chordata; Chondrichthyes; Orectolobiformes; Hemiscylliidae. The coding region runs from base 125 to 4681 and encodes 1518 amino acids.